GUUUCUCCGAAGGACGCAAGGAAGAGUUACAGAAGCAGCAGCGAGCAAACAACAAAAGGCUUUUUGUAUUUUGAAUUCUAAAACGGCAUCGCUUGAUGGGUGAUCAAAAUCCCCCCAUGGCAAUCACCACUAGAGACAGAGAUCGAGAGCUUCUCAUCCCCGUCGCUGACUCCGCCGUCGACGGCGGCGCCUCCUCUUCCACCACCACCACCUCCUCCUCCUCCUCCUCGCAUCAUGCUGGCCGCGAGACAUUUUACAAAGUCGUUAGGAGCUGGGCAUCAAAAAAAUUCAUGACUGGAUGUGUCAUUCUCUUUCCAAUUGCUAUCACCUUCUAUAUAACAUGGUGGUUUAUUCAUUUCGUGGAUGGAUUUUUCUCUCCAAUAUAUGCUCAACUUGGAAUUGAUAUUUUUGGUCUUGGAUUCAUAACUUCCAUAUCUUUCAUCUUCUUGGUCGGGGUUUUCAUGUCAUCCUGGUUGGGUGCGUCUGUCUUAGGCCUUGGGGAGUGGUUUAUCAAGCGAAUGCCACUUGUUCGUCAUAUUUAUAGUGCCUCCAAGCAGAUUAGUGCUGCUAUCUCUCCAGAUCAAAAUACACAAGCCUUCAAAGAAGUAGCCAUCAUUCGGCAUCCACGUAUUGGUGAAUAUGCUUUAGGAUUCAUCACCUCAUCUGUUGUCCUUCAGAACUAUUCUGGAGACGAGGAGCUGUGCUGUGUCUAUGUUCCUACAAAUCAUCUUUAUAUUGGUGAUAUAUUUCUUGUCAACACCAAGGAUGUCAUUCGACCAAACUUAUCAGUUCGUGAAGGAAUUGAAAUUGUUGUUUCGGGAGGCAUGUCAAUGCCACAGAUCCUAUCAACUAUUGAUUCCCGCAUUAUACCAGGGGAUAUAAGUAGACCCAGCAGAAGCUGAGAGUGAAGGGUAUAGUAGAUGUUCUUGUCUUAGUACCUUGGUAUCAUUAUAUGGAGCCAUCAGAAUGACCAUGCAAUCAUUUUGUGUUGCGAAUGCUAGUAUUUAAUUUAUGUCGUUGAUUGCUGAGAAAGUGUUACUCUGAUGGCAUGUGUAACAUUCGUUUGUGUGUAAGAAUGUAGAAUUUAGCGUUUGUUUGACAGGCAUACAAAAUUCUAUUCUCUGCUUGGAGUUUCGAAUUUUUACCUGUGUAUAAUCUAGUGGUUCCCCACUUGUUAUAGCAAUUCAAUUUUGUAGAACGAUUUUCCACUUAAUGUAGUAUUUCUGUGUG
Gastrolobium bilobum is the source of this 1230-nucleotide messenger RNA. Its product is annotated as protein LIKE COV 1-like. Gene Ontology annotation, biological process: stem vascular tissue pattern formation. Bases 96 to 902 code for a protein of 268 amino acids. The transcript has 7 exons. The record is from RefSeq and is a predicted model, not a curated record. NCBI's taxonomy places the organism in Eukaryota, Viridiplantae, Streptophyta, Magnoliopsida, Fabales, Fabaceae. Gene Ontology annotation, cellular component: Golgi apparatus.